CCAUUGGAUGUGUAUUUAUCUCAUCUUUCUCGAGUUCUCAUGCAUCUACUUUUCAGCUCAUUUUUUAGAUAGAGUUCAGACCAUAGCCAAAGCCAGAGCCAAAGGAACUCAACCUCCUAUAAUGACGAAAACAACUCCAAUAUUUAUCCAUUUCUCUUUCUACAUCACAUUUUUCCUCUUUCCCAUUCAUGCAAACUCCCAGCUCAUUGCUCAAGAACAAGGAAUCCUACUAAACUUGAAACAACUCUGGGGAAACCCAAAAUCUCUCAAACAUUGGAUUCCAACAAACUCCUCCUCCCAUUGUUCCUGGCCUGAGAUCACUUGCUCCAAAGGCUCUAUCAUUGGAUUAUCCUUCCGAGAUUAUAACAUCAGCGGAACAAUCCCACCCUUCAUUUGCAACCUUAAGAACCUCACAACAUUUGAUGUUUAUAAUAACAGUUUCCACUCAAUAGAGUUCCCAAGAGAUCUCUAUAACUGUUCUAAGUUGGAAACUCUUGACCUCUCGCAAAACUACUUUUAUGGUGCAAUCCCCGAUGACAUUCACCGUAUGUCUUCGCUUCAAAAUCUUAGCGUCGAAGGCAACAACUUCAUUGGUAACAUCCCAGCAUCUAUCGGGCGGUUGACAAAAUUGAGGAGACUCAUGCUUGUCCAGUGUCCAUUUACCGGGUCUUUCCCACCAGAAAUUGGAAACCUGUCCAAUCUCGAGGAAUUGGGGUUGGCCUAUAAUUAUAAGAUGGUGCCAUCAUUGCCUUCGGAGUUCGGAAAGUUGAAGAAGUUGAAGUUUUUAUGGAUGGCUGGAACAAAUUUGAUCGGGGAAAUCCCGAACACAAUUGGAGAAAUGGCAGCUCUGGAGCAUUUGGAUUUGUCAGAAAAUAGCUUGACUGGGAAGAUCCCAGAUAGUUUGUUUGUGCCAAAGAAUCUAAGGAUUGUUUAUCUUCACAAAAACAAAUUGUCUAGGGAGAUUCCUCAGGUGGUCAAGGCUUUGAACCUCGAUGUUGUCGACCUCUCAGAAAAUAAUUUGACAGGGACAAUUCCUGAUGAUUUUGGAAAGCUUAGAAAUUUGACAGGUCUGGCUUUGUUUUUGAAUCAAUUAUCUGGAAAAAUCCCAGAUAGCAUUGGUCGUCUUCCGAGGCUAGUAAAUCUCAAGUUAUUUAACAAUAAUUUUUUUGGGAGUUUGCCUCCAGAACUAGGGAGGUAUUCUAUGUUGGAAAGGCUUUGGGUUUCAACCAACAAGCUUACGGGCCAGUUGCCAGAACACUUGUGUGACAAUGGGAAGUUGGUGGAAGUGCUAGCUUAUGAAAACCAGCUCGUUAGAGAGUUGCCCAAGUCUUUUGGAAAUUGCAGCAGUUUGGAAUUAGUCAAGAUAUACAGAAAUAAGUUUUCUGGGAAUAUUCCAAGUGGUCUUUGGACAUCAUCGAAUCUGAACAUGUUGAUGUUAAGUGAUAAUUAUUUUACAGGUGAGCUUCCUGAAAGAUUGGCAUGGAAUCUUUCACGAUUAGAGAUGAAUAACAAUAGAUUUUCAGGUAGAAUUCCACAGGGAGUGUCUUCCUCGAGGAAUUUGUUGGUUCUCAAGGCUAGCAAUAACCUCUUCAAUGGCACGAUUCCUCAAGAUCUUUCUCGUUUGACAACUCUUUUGCUUGAUCGAAAUCGACUUUCGGGCCCCCUUCCAUCUGAUAUUAAUUCAUGGAAAUCGCUGAAUACUCUAAACCUCAGCCGAAAUGCUAUCUCUGGACAGAUUCCAGAGGAAUUUGGUUCCAUACCAGGUCUUUUGGAAUUGGACUUGUCUAAAAAUCAGCUGUUUGGCCUAAUUCCAUCAAAACUUGGCCUUUUGAAGCUCACUUCACUCAAUUUGUCUUCAAAUCAUCUGACUGGAAGCAUCCCAAGUGAGUUCGAGAAUGAUGCAUAUGCCUACAGCUUCUUGAACAAUUCUGGUCUUUGUGCUAAUAGACCAUCUCGAUCCCUUAACCUUGAGAACUGCAGUUCGCACCGCCAAAAUUCGAGCAAAACUUCUUACAAAUUAAUUGCUUGGAUCAUAGGUCUUGUGGUGGCAAUUCUUCUAGGUUUGUUUAUUUCAUUCUUUGUGAUAAGAAAUUACAAAAAGAGAAAGCAUGGAUUGCAUUUGACAUGGAAGCUCACCUCAUUCCAGAAGCUAAAUUUCACAGAAUCAAACAUUUUAUCAGGAUUGACAGAAGAUAACAAGAUUGGUUUUGGUGGAUCAGGUCAAGUAUACCGUAUUGUUAUUAAUCAUUUUGGUGAUACUAUUGCAGUGAAAAAGAUUUGGAAUAACAGUAAGAUAGAAGAAAAGCUUGAAAAAGAAUUUAUGGCAGAAGUUAAAAUACUUAGUUCAAUUCGACACGCCAACAUAGUGAAGCUGCUCUGUUGUAUCUCCAGUGAUAAGUCAAAACUUCUUGUCUACGAGUAUUUGGAUAAUUGUAGCCUGGAUCGUUGGCUGCAUAGGAACAAUAGAGUAACAACAUUUUCAAGCCCAGUCAAUCAUGUUGUCUUGGAUUGGCCCAAGAGGUUGCAUAUAGCAAUUGGAGCUGCCCGAGGGCUCUCUUAUAUGCACCAUGACUGCUCACUACCCAUUGUUCAUCGAGAUGUGAAGUCAAGCAACAUCCUUUUAGAUCUUGAUUUCAAUGCACACAUAGCUGAUUUUGGUCUAGCAAAGAUGUUGAUCAAGGAGGGAGAACCGUCUACAAUGUCAGUCGUGGCUGGCUCUUUUGGCUACAUAGCUCCAGAGUAUGCUCGCACGACAAGAAUCAAUGAGAAGAUCGAUGUUUAUAGCUUUGGGGUUAUUCUUUUGGAAUUGACAACUGGAAGGAAAGCCAAUUAUGGUGAUGAACACACAUCCCUAGCCGAAUGGGCAUUGCGACAUAUUCAAGAUGGAAAACCUAUAGGUGAUGCCUUGGAUGAGGAGGUCAAGGAGCCUUGUCACUUGAAUGCAAUGUGUCAUGUUUUCAGACUUGGACUCUAUUGUACUGACACACUGCCUUCUACUAGGCCAUCCAUGAAAGAGGUUCUGAAGGUUCUACUCCAAUGCAGCCAACCAGUUAGAAACGAAGAGAAGAAUGCGGGAAUUGAGAUGCUUUUCCCUUCCUAAGGAAUUCAAGGCCAAAUGAGGAUGCUCAUCAUUGUUCAAGAGAUGUGAAGUUGGAGUUGCUACGGCUCUCCAAUAUACACUGUGACUGAUCUCAGCCCAUUGUUCAUUGAGAUGUGAAGUCUAGCAACAUCCUUUUAGAUCUCAAUUUCAAUGCACAAAUAGCUUGUUUCGGUCUAGCCAAAAUGCUGAUCAAGGAGGGAGAACUGGCUACAUUGUCAGUUGUGGCUAGCUCUUUUGGCUAUAUACCUUUAGAGUAUACUCGCACGACAAGAAUUAAUGAGAAGAUAGAUGUUUACAGUUUCGGAGUUAUCCUUCUGGAACUAGCAACCAGGAGGAAAGCCAAUGAUGGUGAUGAGCACACAUCCCUAGCCAAAUGAGCAUUACGACACAUUCAAGAUGGAAAACCUAUAAGUGAUGCCUUGGAUGAGGAGGUCAAGGAGCCCUGUCACUUGAAUGAAAUGUGUCAUGUUUUCAAACAUGGACUCUAUUGUACUAGCACACAGCCUUCUACCAGCCAGUAGAAAUGGAGAGAACAAUGUUGCAACUAAGAUGCUUUUCCCUUCCUAACGAAUUCAAAGCCAAAUUAAGAUGCUCAUCAUUGUUCAAGAGAAAUAAAAAGACCAGAUCCUUUAUGGUUACUAAAAGAAUUGAAUGGUGAAGUUGUUCCAUGAUAUUCUUUAGUAAUAACUUCACCAUUGUGUGUGCACUUUCAUACUAGAUUAUCCCCUAUUUCACUAUACUUUGUCUUUUCAUCCCCCAA
Carya illinoinensis is the source of this 3860-nucleotide messenger RNA. Its product is annotated as receptor-like protein kinase HSL1. NCBI's taxonomy places the organism in Eukaryota, Viridiplantae, Streptophyta, Magnoliopsida, Fagales, Juglandaceae. Gene Ontology annotation, molecular function: protein binding; ATP binding; protein kinase activity. Gene Ontology annotation, biological process: protein phosphorylation. Bases 8 to 3100 code for a protein of 1030 amino acids. The record is from RefSeq and is a predicted model, not a curated record. The transcript has 3 exons.